AUGGCCGAUGCGUGGCUGGAUGGUCCCUGCUCCGACUACCUGAAAGCGCCCGUCAUCAAGAUAUCUUCUCUCGCGGAUUUCAACAAGCGACUGGAUUACGGUCCCGUUACGACGGUCAUCCUCGAACUACAGAGAAACCUCGUUAUAAGCAAGGGGAUUCUUUUUGACAGCAAUUUCUCCUGCACGAUUCUGCGAUCCGCGAAAACCGCCGCGAACCCGUUUCAGAUCACUCACGUGGGAGCGAACGAACCGGUGUUGCGCAUAUGGAACACGAGCAACGUGCUUGUAUUGAAGGUCGAUUUCAAGCUCAGCGUUCGCUCUUCAUCACCGCCUUGCACAACUGUUCCCGAAAUAACAAUCAAAGCGCAGUGCCCGACGAUUUCCGUUAUCCGUUCGUACGGAAUUCAAAUCACGAAGGGGAGUGUUUUCGGGAGAAUCGAUCUACACCGCUCGGCAUCCUCUCGGGUGGACUCCAUGCGUGUAACGGGGAUUCCGACCUUCAAUCAGUCGCCCGGCGUGAUUCAAGUGACGUACAGUGGACACGGGCCUACACUCGCGAAAUCAUUUAUCGCUAUAACAAACAAUGAAGUGUAUGGUGUGAACACUCCCAUCGUCGUGCACAGGGGAUCAGUCGGUGUCAUCGUGCGAAACAACUACGUGCACGAUUUUAUAUUCGCCGGUAUCCGCUGUGGCUCCGAUGUGCACUAUGCGGGCGACUGCAUGCUCACUCAGAUCGACCGCAACCUCGUCGUGGCUUCUGGGAGGAACCGGUCGGGAGACCAGGAUGCUGCUGGAAUCUACUACUGCGUUCAUUGGUUCAGCCCAGAUAACACCGCAGAAUGCAACUACGUGUUCAAUGGGGAUCAUUGCUACUACCUCGAUUUCGUGACGUCAGGAGUGGCGAUCAAGGGAGGUGCUUGCAUAAACACAUAUGAUGGGAUCAAAGUCAACAAUGGCAAAUGGAACAGGGCAGAGGAUGUGAUUAUAAAGAAGGUGCCAGGGUCCCCGGGGUGGAGUGCGUGUUUGACUCCUCUGGUGCUCAAUUGUGACAAGAACCCAGGCACGUUCUGGGAGCUCAUGAGGAAACAAUACUACGACACGCCGGUGUUCAGAGAGAAAUACCCCUUCUGGCCAGACGUUUGCGGGCAGAAAACCAUUAAUGGCAAGCCGUGCAACGUGAAGAGGAAAGGAACACUACCAGCUGAAAAAACGGGUGCAUGCAGCGGUCUUCCAACAGAAAACACCCUAAAUGUCGUCCUUGUGGAAACAGAAGGGAGGGAUGUUGGGUAUAAAUACUGUGAGAAUCUACCGGCUGUGGAGGAGGGACCACUGAACAAUCAGCGGCAGGUCAAUAUUACGAACAUCCCGGCUGCGAAGUUCUUGGAUUACGCGAAUGACGAUCUGGGGGUGAAUACGGGGUCGUCACUGUACAGCAGCAUAAAAGAUUUUAAGAGCUGCCCGAGGAAAGACGUGGGGCCCCGGCGGAUCGACGACGGGUUUUAUUUCCUGAGUUUCAACCGGCCCGAGCCGGAAGUGCAUAAGGUGGUCGUGGAGAUGAGCAUCAAGCACGUGCAUGACACUGAUAUUGUGAAGCUGAGCAAGCUGCCUAAAAAGAAGGGGAAGAAGUAG
Molecule: messenger RNA, 1629 nt
Organism: Closterium sp. Yama58-4
Lineage: Eukaryota; Viridiplantae; Streptophyta; Zygnematophyceae; Desmidiales; Closteriaceae
Source: the annotation of a GenBank genome assembly